This is a messenger RNA of Phalaenopsis equestris, 3103 nucleotides long. RefSeq lists its product as uncharacterized. NCBI's taxonomy places the organism in Eukaryota, Viridiplantae, Streptophyta, Magnoliopsida, Asparagales, Orchidaceae. The record is from RefSeq and is a predicted model, not a curated record. The coding region runs from base 5 to 2542 and encodes 845 amino acids. The transcript has 20 exons.
CUCCAUGCCCUCACUUCGCUAUCUUUCAAAUCCCGGAGAAACGCCGAGGAUUCUCUUUGGAGGGUUCUCUCUUUCCUGGUCGGAAGCUAUCCGCCGUCCAUCCUCGUUGCAUUUAACAAUUUCUUGUAAUUUCUCGAGGGGCAUAGAAGAUUGGAAGGUUGCUUUAUCCUGCCGCACAUUUCAUGGAAAAUUUGUAUCCCGCAUAAUGUUAAAAUGGACGGGAGGUUCUAGGAGGAAGGUGGCCACUUCAAGGAAAUCAACAUAUAGCAGGCAGAAACAAUACUUUGAACAAAGGAAGAGACAAAGGCAGGCCUCUGGUCAAGAAAACUGUGCUAACAGAAGUGACAGGAAAGUCCUACGCAAUGCUGAAUCUCAAUCAUUAGAUAUCCUCAACUUGAUAAAUUUGGCUGUAACUUCUCAACCAGCUAGCACAGAGCUCCCUGCGUCAGUGGAUUGCCAUGCUGUCAACAUUUCAGAUGUUAGUUUGUUGGGAAAAUUUACCAGCAGUUAUUCAACAGUUGUUGAAACAAGAUUGGAGGAAGUGACAAAUUCUUCUAAUAGGUUGAUAUCUUUUUGCUUGUUUUUUGUCACCAAAAGAUGUGCCGGCCAAGUGAAUAAAUGUAAGAUGGCAGGGUCCAUUCCAGAGCAUACUUCCAGCUGGAAGGAGGACACAUUCAUUGAGAAAAAGGAAAAUCCUCAAAUUGAGGCUACUGUUCUUGAUAUACUUGGUGAUGACGAGCCAUAUUCAAAUGGAAGAUUAAUUCCUGAGUCACAUGUAGCACUUUCAGUGGAUGGUCUUGGAAAAAUAGGGAGUCAAACUCCUACUCAUUCACCAAGAAUGCAGAAUAGAUUCUCCUGCAAGGGCUUUUAUAUGGCUUCAAAAGCCCCAAGGAAAGUUCGCUCAACAUCACCGCAAGUGUCCGCUGAUAAUGACUGUAAUGAGGAACUGAAUGAUAUGAUUGAUGACUUCGGGGUUUCACCCUUAUGCAAUAAGAGUGCCAAAUUGGCUUAUAAUGAUGCUAAAAUAACUCAUAAAUCAAGAGUGGCACUAGCGUCUCCAUAUUCCCAUGAGGAUCAAGGCGAAGAAAAAUCAAUUAAGGGAAAAGGUUUAGAUGCAUGCUUAUUAGUCUCAAAUGAGAAGCAUUCAAUAGAUAGCUUUGGAUAUUUGGGAAAGCAAUUCAUUGAGGAUAGCUAUGAUGCGGCAUCACAUAAUAAUAGAUUUUCUUUUGUGGGAUAUCCAUUCCUGAACCCAACCACUAAGAAGUUUGAAAAAAUUGAGCAAUCUGACAUAGGUGUUAGAGAUACCUUUUUCGGCAGCAGCAGAAAUUUGUGGGAAGGGGAUGAAAUAUUUGAGGCUUCGGCAACGUCUACUCCUUAUUUUAUGCACUCAACACCAGAAAAAGAGGGCAGCCCAUCGUUUAUCUGGGAAAGUGCUGAUGGGAUGUUGAAGCCACCGACAUGGAGCUUUUUAUCAACAGAAGAUUCUCAAGAUAACUUAAAUAUAUUAAGUGAAGAUUUAAGCUCAUCAGCCACAGUGAGGAAGAAAAACAAUCUCAAUUUCGAUACACAUCCAAUGGGACUUGGGGAAAACAAAAGAAACCCUAGUGAUAAGUUUCAAUGGAAUUCCGUGGGAAUGUUUUCUCAAGGUGAAAAUAUAUUCACAGGGUUAGAUGAUGCAAUCUGGGGAAAAAAACAAAACAGCAGCUCUGCAUUUGAGAGGACAGAUGAUGAUAACAUAUUUAUAUCCAAUCCCUUCAGCAGCUACAGAAUGAGAAGUACUUCAACUUCUGGUUAUGAAGCGAUGUUUCAAGAUGAACAUUUCGAUCCAUUCCCCACGUCCAAGUUCAAUUUUAAAAUUCCUUCUGAGCGUGAUGCUACCAAUGAUUUCAUCGAUCAGAAUGAAAUGUUUAGAAAAAAUACAUCUUUUGAGUUCGAUUUACAUAUGCCAAUGAAGCCUACAACAAAAGCUAAAUGUCUUGGUCGAUUUUCUUCAAGUGGUGGAGACUUCUUCAAAGAUCGUCUGCCCAAGUAUCAGGAAUAUAAUGAAGAUAGAGGCAGUUCUGGGAAGCCACAGCCAAAGGAUUAUGAAAAGAGAUCCACGUCUUCAGGAAAUGCUGAAAGCGCCGCAGAGGCAGAAAUUUUAAGCAAAGUUACUGAAAAUGAGGAAUCAAAAAAUAAAUGUCCACAUCCUUCGGAUAGUCAAAGAAUUGAAAAUUCUGUUGAGCAAACUGAAGCAAUUCCAACUGUGAUGGAAGAACUUCCUACUCAGAUACAGAACUAUGUUCAUAGUAAACUCGUUAGAUUGAUGAAGUUAUUACCGUGCUCCAUUCUGUUUCCAGUAAUCAAUUUCAAGGAAAUUCACCAGUACCAUCCCAUCCAAGCAACGAAGAAUCUAAAUCGACUUUUGAUCCUGAAAUCAAGAAAGAACAGAGUGAAUGUGGCGGUAAUGGUGAUGCAUCUUAUCAGGUCAUGCUUCAAAGUUAUGUGCUUCAACUUUUAUGCGUGCAAAAGGUACUCUUGGAAGCUUCUGGAAAGGAUAUAAAGAAGGAAAGACCCUGUAGAUGGAUAUAAGAGAUGCUGGAGAAAUUAAAUACAACGCCGCAUCUCGUAGCUUUGGUCUUAGGCAUCGUGAUGAGUAUCCGAAUAUGAUUUUUUUUUCCCGAUAGCAACACAUAAGUGCUCAAAUCCAGCGCCACAACACCAUAUGAUCCAACACAUUUACGCCAUUGAAGAUAUGAGAAGAAGAAAAAUCAAAGAACACAAAGUUCAAAGCUAAAUAUUCAGAGCCUCAACUUCAUCGUUUAAUGUCAUCUUCUAGAGUUCCACAUGGCCAUUGCCACCAAAAUAAUUUAUCAUAAAAUAGGGAGUUCAAUGUCUGACCUUGAGCACCAUAGUCCCAAGCCCAGAGCUGCAGUUCCAUAACCACAAAACUGCGGUGCGACAACCGCAAUAGAAACAAUUAUUAAAGUUUAAAAUUUGGUGUUGUGAUCAGUUGACUCGUGUAGACACUUGUAAGUUGUCAUAGAGAGUGUCUAGUGGUCAUAGUGUUUGUAUACUAAGGUAGUGCACGUAUUGGGUGUUGGGGAGUGAGAAGAAGAUUAAG